CUGACCAGAAACCAGUGUCAGUUUUCUCGUACUGUCUUUGUCUGUUUACCUAAACAAAUGAAUCAUUUAUGGUUUAAAUUCGCCUGAAUUUUCAAUAGAUACGUAAUAAAUGUUGUCAGCGUUAAAUAUUCGCUGUUAUCUACACCAACGUUUUAUCAGUUCUGGCUGAAAAAUCGAAUUUAAGGACUACUUUCAGGUCUUGGUCUUGCAUGAACCCAGCAACCCACCAUUAGAUCAUUUGUGUUACACAUCCUGUGGAUCUCCGGAUCGAACAAGUUACCAAAUCAUAGGACUGUACUUUGUCGCGCCUUCAUCGGAGAAUAAGGUUAACAGCGGCUCGAUUUGUUGAAGUUUGUAGAAGAAGGCAGACAACAAGCUGUGAAGUUCUAGUAAACUCCAUCAUAUACCCAACAGAGUUUUCUAGUAAGGCAAUAAAAAAGUUCCUGAAUCCAUGUGGUAAUGGAGGUGGAAGAGGAGCAACUCACGUUUUUUAUAAGGCACAAAUUGGAAAAUGAUAAAGAUUUUGUAGCACAAGUACCCAAAAGCAGUACUAUAGGGGAUUUAAAAGCAGUGAUCCAAGAUCGCCUAGGGAUUCAUGUCCACAGACAAAACCUGGAAGGGUGGAAAAGCUCUCCACAAAAUGAAGAUUACACUUUUUUAGAAGAUUGCUCUUCUGAUGAGGUUACAAUUUUAACUGUAUCCCAGUUGCCAGAUCUGGAGAUAGAAGCAUGCAUAAAAUUUGUAGAGACAACCCUCAAUAUAUACGAUUUACCAUUCCGUGCUAUUACCCUGAAAGAUGUUAUAUAUGAAAACAGUCUAAUACUUUUUAAAGAGAAAAAAAUCAUCCUUCUCUACCUGCAUAUCGAAAAAAGUCAAUUUUCAACAGACUUUCUGAAGAACCUUAUCCAUCCAGAGGUAAAUCGUCUCAUAAAGAAUAGUGUCACCUUCUUAGGAUGGAGCAUAGAAGACUCUAAAUAUCAUGGUGCCUUGAAAAACGCCUUAAUUGACAACCGUUUAGAUGCUUUAUGUUCAUUGAUAGAAAACAAGAUCAGUUCAGUGAAUAUUCUGCUCCCUACAAGCGAUGGCCUCAUUGCUUUUUGUUGUAUACGAAAAGCCUUUGACCUGGAAGCAUUUUUGAUGUAUUUAAAAGGAGCUGUGAACUGUGUUCGUGCUGACUUAGAAGCCACCCGAAGCUUGUCAAAUGGCAACUCAUUUUCUACUGAUUCAGAAGCUGAAGCUUGUGUUCAAUUUGCCAGAAACACAAUCCAAAUCCGUCCUGAGACAGUGAACUUUGAAACUGGCACACUGAAAGAUGUGAUCAAAAAGGCUUUUGGAGUCCCCUUGAUGAAUCGUAAAAUUCUGUUGCUGUAUCUAAGCAACACUACAGACAAGUUUUCAAAUAUCUUUUGGGAAAAUAUGAUGAAUCAGGAUGUUAUCCAGUUAAUACAAGAAGGUUUCAUUUUGUAUGGAUGGGAUGUAGAAGAUUCCGAGUAUCAUAGUGCCUUAACCCGUGCUUUAGAUGACAAUGAACUAGGCAAUAUAGCUUCUUUAGUAGAGAGGAAGAUUUGUGCUGCCGUUAUAAUAGCUCCAAUUGGAGAUAGCUUCACCACAUUGGCCUGCAUGAGAGCACCAACUUCAUCCAAUGAGUUUUCCAUCUACAUCAAGAAUGCUCAAGAAUAUCUGAAGAAUGAAAUUGAACAAGAAGCGUCUUUGCAAACAUUGGAGGUGGAAAGGAGUAGCGAAGAUGAUGUAGACUCGGAAAAGUUCCAUACAGUCAUGGCUAGCAUGUUAGGCGACAGAGACUACGACUCCUUUGAUUUCAAUCAAGCUGACCUGUUGGAAGAGAAGAUUGCGUAUGCUCUUUUUGGACCACCAUUAAAGGAAGAAGGAUACAGUAAAAAAGAGAACAAGGAAGUCAAGAAGCUAUAUCAAGCCAUCAAACAAAGUAGCGAUGAAAUUGCCGAGCUCAGAGACCAGGUACAAAUAGGCUUUAUAUACGCAUGCGCCGAGCCUUUGCCUGCAGAGAAAAAUGCAAGAGCAAAGAAAGAUCCAAAUUACAAUCCGAAAACUGAUUUAAUGCCACUACCAAUAUUUGUAAUACGUAAAUGCAGAGAAAGCGAACAUCCCUGCAGAGUUUUCGUAGAUCAUUCCGGUAGAACUUACCAAUCUUGGGAUGGGUACAUUAGAAAGAAUAAGCUGCACGAGUGCGAGAUGGUUCUACCGAAAAACGGAAGAUACACAUUCGAUGAAGAUGGAAAAAUCCUGUUGGAACGACACCUGUCGCCUGCAUGUGGAAUAGAUACAAAAGUUAUACAAGGAUUUGAUAUCGCCAGCACAACGACUGGUGUAGUAUCAGGAGGAAUUCUGUUGGUCGCAGCAAUCCCAACAGUGGUAUUUCCACCAGCUGCAUUGUUGGCCGCAGGCGUAGCAGGACUCGGAGCAGGUCUGUAUGCAGUGGGAAGGAGUACUUAUUCUCUUAUUGAUCGAAGCAUACACAGACAGAGUUUGAGUAUCCUGGAAUCGGAACCAAGAGGUGCUUAUUUGAACAUCGUUGCUGGAGCAUUGGGCUUUGUCGGCGUUGGUGCUAACGCACUAGUGCAACAGUUGGUGUCUAGAGGAGUUAACAUCGCAGAGGCUGGCAUUUGGACAGUGAACGGCAUCCAGAUCGCCAACAUAGGCGCGAGCGGCGUCAGUCUGGUCAACUCCGGCUACGACAUCGUCGAUCAGUACAUAAACCAUGACCAAACACCGUCCGCGUUGACCAUACUCCAACUGGGUACUUCCAUACUCUUCUUCGGCAACGCCGUAUUCAGCUUCAAAAACUGUAGGAGUUUGAUCGACGAGACGCAACAGCAAACUCUCAGGGACUUCCAAGACUCCUUGAGGAGCAACAGGCAUAGGAAGACGUUCAAUAAGUUGGUAAAGGAGACGAUUCGAACCAAGGAUGGUAACCAGAUCGCAGGUCAAGCGGAAGUGAUUUCGACCAUACGGAAGAUCCCGAACAAGGAUGAAGUGUUCGCCGUCCUUACACGAGCGAACAAGCAAAUGAAUGAACAGAACAUCAAGUUUUCCGCAAGCGAUGGACGAAUCACUUUGAACGGUGUAGAAGUAAACAUGUCAGAAUUCGCGGCGAUGAGCAAAGACAAUAGAGCCUCGUUUCUUGUGAAAUUAUCUCAAAACGGCGAUGCGCAAACACCUACACAGGCCGUUGAAACAGUCAAGAAGUCAUUCGUCUCUCACGGCUUCCCGCAGGAUAUCGAUGUUAUUAACCUAGUUGUUAAAAUCACGUGUGUUCUGAGUGGGGACACCAAGCAGGCAAUAAUUGACAUAGUGUCGAAGUUGCUGAUGAAAAUUGCAGAGCCGCUAAGGAGGAAAUUGGACGAACUAUUUCCAAACAAAUCCAAAUACGCAGGACUCAUAGAUAUGGUGACAAGAUUUAUCAGCAAGCAAACCGACGAGUUUGAAAUGCAGUACAAAAAAUGGAAGCAAACUGGCGAUCAAAAAUACUAUUCUAAAUGGUUUGACUAUGUGAACAUGGAGGAAGCCCGAAGAUGGCUAUGUUUUUUUGAGAAAAGCGUCGCAGUGUGCUUGUGUCCGACCGAAGCUUUAUUCAAGGAACUAUUAAAAUAUUUCUACACCUGGUUUGCUGAGAAGAUAUGCGAAUUCCAACAAAGCAUGGAACAAACAGCAGAAAGACAGGCGCAUUCAGCUGAUUGGAGAGCAAACAAAAAGGAUUGCAAGAUAUGUGGCGGAUAUUAUUACACUACCAGAUGAAGCUCUACCUAUUAAUAUUUCAGUUGUUUGAAUAUAUUUGUAAUUAAAAGUAAUCCGUAAUUAAAGCAUUGCUUAAAACGCCAAAGUAUAUUUUUGACAAAUAUUUUUUUGCAAAUGAAGGAAUCUGUAUUCCAAUAGUGUUUACAAUGUUUGAUUAUUCAUCACGCAUUUUCAAGAACAGCAAGGUGAUUUCAAAGCGUAUGGUGGAAAUUCGCUGUCCAGCAGCAUUCCUCUAAGCCUUGAGUAUUAGUUUUGGAGCCAUCAUGUUGUUUUCGCGGAUAAAUCAUCAAAUGCGUGUGGCCUGGGUUUAGAGAAGUAACCGUUUUUAUGACUUCACCGAACUACAAAAUCGAGAUGGCAUUGAAAUCAUAUAAAAUUUUUGUACCAAAUCCACUUUUCUACAUGCCAAGCUAACAGUCGAAAACAUAUCGGCCAUAUAAAGUUCAACCUUUUUUGGAAAAAAACAAGUGGCAUGCAAUUAAGGAAAGAACCCAUAAAUAAUUCCUGUUUCAUCUCAAUUUAGUUCUGGAUAUUAAUUACCAACACGUCAAUCGUGACAAACGUAGAAAAAUUGGGUACUAACAAUUUAUUGUUUGAUUGUUUCGUAGUUCCAAAGAUAUGGAGUAUGUGCACAUGGUGUAAUAGAAAAUGAAGAGGAUAAAUUAAAAGACAAGGUGUUGCAAACAAACAAGUAACACUACGUACAAUAUGGGUUUCAUUUCCAAUUCGAUAUUGUAGUCGCAAUGUUACAAUUUUUUACAAAAAAUGUUAUAAUUUUCAGUCUUAAUUGAAAAAUCAGCAUAAAUAUAACCGUUAAAAAUGUUCUGUAAUACCUAUAUAUUGAUUGUCAAAUAUUAAGUCCAUUUUCUGACAAAAUACUGUUAAAAUAUACGAGUGUACAGUCUUCCUGACAAUAUAAUGAUUUUGUUUUUUAAACUAACUGUUGGUUAAGUUUUAGUCUUCCCAUUUCACAUAUCAAAAAUCAGGAUUUUAAACUGGGCGUUUGUUUUACAUUCCCAAUAAUACAAAUUCAAACCAAUUAUGAUUCUUUCGUUCGUUCGACCAAACAGACAGCCAAUCAUGGACCGCGUUCUGAGCUUCUUGGCUUCUCAUCAGCAUGGUCUAAGCUUGGUCUCUUAUUUCUGCACGAACGAAAGCAUCGCUUACCGCAGUGGUCGAUUCUGAUGUGAUAGUUGGCGCUUUGCGUUACCUUAUUUCAAUACAAAUUAACCGUUAAGAAAGAAUUUAAAAAAUAUUGUUACCUGAAUUCAGAUGUCAAUAAAUGUCUCUACCACUGCAAUUAUUUUAUUCUUACAUCUUGUUAACUGUUACGAACGAGCAUUACUAAACUGAUGAGCUCUGUGAAAAUCUUGUAUUCAAACAUAUUUUGAUGUACAUAACGUACAUGGUCUCCAAAAAAGUAUUUUUUGCUUGCUGGCCAGUUUUCUGAAAAGGGAGUUAUUGUGAUCUAUCUAUGCACGAAGUUUUAUACAUUGUUAAUAUAAUAUGGUUGAUUUUCUUUUACUAAAUUAUAUAUUUUUAUAUACACAUAUUGCACAUGUAAUUUACAUGGUAGUAUUUCUGGCGAAUAGAAAAAAAUAAGGAAUAAAGUAUUCUG
Acanthoscelides obtectus is the source of this 5392-nucleotide messenger RNA. Lineage: Eukaryota; Metazoa; Arthropoda; Insecta; Coleoptera; Chrysomelidae. The record is from the annotation of a GenBank genome assembly.